Messenger RNA from Conger conger (European conger), 2562 nucleotides. RefSeq names its product AGBL carboxypeptidase 4 (gene agbl4). Gene Ontology annotation, biological process: proteolysis. Bases 3 to 1508 code for a protein of 501 amino acids. The transcript is spliced from 13 exons. The record is from RefSeq and is a predicted model, not a curated record. Gene Ontology annotation, molecular function: metallocarboxypeptidase activity; zinc ion binding. Lineage: Eukaryota; Metazoa; Chordata; Actinopteri; Anguilliformes; Congridae.
ACAUGCUGCUAGCGUCGCGUGCUUGUGUUGUGACCAAGAUGGAAAGAAAGAUGGAGGAGAACAUCAGAGACCACGAAACUGGCAGUGAAGCUGGAGGUGAAGAUGCGUUAGUUGGCAACAUCAACAAGCUGCUCGUCACCCCACCAGGCUACACAGGAGCUUCUCGAAAGGGUCACCUCAUCUUUGACGCGUGCUUCGAGAGUGGUAAUCUUGGUCGUGUGGACUACAUCAGCGAGUUUGAGUAUGACCUGUUCAUUAGGCCGGACACCUGUAACCCACGCUUCAGAGUAUGGUUUAACUUCACUGUGGAGAACGUGCGAGAGACACAGAGGGUGAUUUUCAACAUAGUCAACUUCAGCAAGACCAAAAGCCUGUACCGCGAUGGGAUGUCUCCAGUGGUGAAGUCCACAAGUCGACCGAAAUGGCAGAGGCUCCCAGCCAAAAACGUGUACUACUACCGCUGUCCCGACCACCGGCGAAACUACGUCAUGUCCUUCGCCUUCUGCUUCGACCGCGAGGACGACGUGUACCAGCUGGCCUACUGCUACCCCUACACCUACUCCCGCCUGCAGCACUACCUGGAGGGCCUGGAGCGCAGGAACCUGGCCUACCUGCAGAGGGAGCAGCUGGGCCUGAGUGUGCAACAGCGACGCCUCGACCUCCUGACCAUCACCAACCCCGCCCACCUGCAGCCGGAGCAGGAGAAGAAAGUGGUCUUCCUGACUGCCCGUGUGCACCCUGGAGAGUCCCCCGCCUCUUUCAUAUGCCAGGGUGUGAUCGACUUCCUGGUCAGCCAGCACCCGGUGGCUCGAGUCCUUCGCGAUCACGUGGUGUUUAAAAUCGUCCCGAUGCUCAAUCCUGACGGUGUCUACUUGGGUAACUACAGGUGCUCUCUGAUGGGGUUUGACCUGAACCGCCACUGGCAGGAUCCCUCGCCGUGGGCCCACCCGACUCUGCACGCAGUCAAGCAGCUCAUCGUUCAGAUGAACCAGGACCCUAAGGUCAGCCUGGAGUUCUACAUCGAUGUCCACGCCCAUUCCACCAUGAUGAAUGGCUUCAUGUACGGGAACGUGUUCGAGGAGGAGGAACGUGUCCAGAGACAGGCCGUGUUCCCGCGCUUGCUCUGCCACAAUGCGCCCGACUUCUCUUUCACCAGCACGUCGUUUAACCGUGACGUGGUGAAGGCCGGGACGGGCCGGCGUUUCCUGGGCGGGCUCCUGGACGACACGUCGUACUGCUACACCCUGGAGGUGUCCUUCUACAGCUACAUCUCAGCUGGCAGCAGUGCCCCGGUGCCCUACACUGAGGACUCCUACAUGAAGCUGGGCAGAAAUGUGGCCCGUACCUUUCUGGAUUACUACAGGUUGAACAACCUGAUUGAUGACAAUAAGCCCACAAGUCUCAGCAACAGCAAUUUGGAUGGACAAUCCUAUCGUCAGGGAAACGGGCGGAACCUAGAUGGAGAGAAAGGAGAACGGAGAAUCCAUGGGAAUAAAGAAGAAAGUUAGAUUCUCUGCAGUAUCAGUAUAAAUAUCAACGCAUUAUCAAGCUGGAAAACUGUGAGCCAGAGACUAACGGUGGCUUCCUGAUAGGCACUGUGAACGCCUUGAUGAAACACGGAGUGACAGGACAUGGAAAACUCAACAGAUUUUUUGCUGAAACCUUCUCUAGGCUUCAGUCUUCCAUUAAUAUUUGAAUGAGUUUCAAUACGCAGCAAAACAUCUGUCCUCGAGACAUCUUCAUAGCAAGCCGUUGCAUGGUUGUAUGAGGUCAGACAGACUUAUUGUGUUCCCAUCUGUGGCCUUCAUGUUUUUGUGCAUAGUGCUCCACAGAAGUGUGCUUUCUUUAGACGUUAAUUUAUUAUGUUUCUGUAUAUAUUUUUUAAUAAUUAUUCUGACAGCAUGAAUGCAUGUUUGUACAAAAUUUUACUUUUAUCUUGAGAUUCAUUUUGUGUGGUGUUUUAAUGUAUCCCUUAUUGAAUAUUUUCAUUUUAAAUAACUGUGUACCCUGCAUUGGUUUCUUAUUUGUGUUGCAUAGGACACAUUUCAGAAGCAACACUGCUCUGACAAAAUAAAAUAGUUCUGUAUGCUUUUUUUUUCUCAGAUGUUUUCAGCUCAAUAAUUUGUAAACCGAAGGUUUUCAAGCAAGCAUACUUAAUCAGACAGCUCAGAAACACAAAAAUGGACUUUGUCAAAGAUUCUGCUCCCCAGGGUAUCUCGCAAAAAUGAAGUUUGAUAUCCAUUUGCUGUCCUUCCUCCAAGCUUAGAGGCUGUAAAUGCCUUUUAAACCUUCCUGCACAGUACACUGAAUGCUUUGCCCAGCACAGUAUAAAAUAUGAACCGUGGGAUUUGCUCUCCACAAAAGGCAUUGAAAAGUGGGGGGUGAAAGAGAAUAGCAAAAGCUAUCAGUCAAGAGUGGCGUGAAGAACAACAUGUAUUUUUCAAGCCAGUCAUUUGGAAUAAGCGCAGCAAUCAGUCAGAAACAACAUAAACAAAUGCGUUUUGCUUUUUACACGGUAGACAAAAAGAUGGAGAGUGCUAAUAAAACUGUGGAAGAAAAUCA